Molecule: messenger RNA, 1144 nt
Organism: Lolium rigidum
Lineage: Eukaryota; Viridiplantae; Streptophyta; Magnoliopsida; Poales; Poaceae
Product: signal peptide peptidase-like 4
Exons: 7
Coding region: 164-1144 (326 amino acids)
Biological process (GO): membrane protein proteolysis
Cellular component (GO): Golgi-associated vesicle membrane; lumenal side of endoplasmic reticulum membrane; cytoplasmic side of endoplasmic reticulum membrane
Molecular function (GO): aspartic endopeptidase activity, intramembrane cleaving
Source: RefSeq, a predicted model, not a curated record
UUGUGACGUCACGGGCAGAUCUACCCCCUCCUUCUUCCAUUUCUCCAGCCUCUGCCGCGACCGCGACUGAUCCAUCGCGCCGAACAAUCCUACUACGCCGUGGGCUGUCCCCUGCCUGCUUCCUACCCAGCCUUGGACCCCGAAGCGCGCGUCGUCGGCGGCGAUGAUGGGCGCCGGGUCGCCGGACACGGCGGCGGUGACGGCGCUGCUUCUUGUGGUGGUGGCGGCGCUCCUGGGAGCGGCCUCCGCCGGCGACAUCGUCCACCAGGACGACGACGCCCCCAAGAUUCCCGGCUGCUCCAACGAUUUCAUGCUCGUAAAAGUGCAAACCUGGGUCAACAACAGAGAGGCGGAUGAGUUUGUUGGUGUUGGUGCUCGGUUUGGCCCCAUAAUAGAGUCAAAAGAAAAGCACGCAAACCGGACAGGUCUAUUAUUAGCAGACCCUUUUGAUUGUUGUGCCCCUCUCAAAGAAAAGGUUGCUGGAGAAGUUUUGUUAGUGCAAAGGGGAGACUGUAAGUUCACCACAAAAACUAAGAAUGCCGAAGCGGCUGGUGCUUCUGCUAUUAUAAUCAUGAAUAAUCUCCAUGAGCUGUACAAAAUGGUUUGUGAUCAAAAUGAAACGGAUCUAGAUAUAAAUAUACCCGCAGUUCUUCUGCCAAAAGACGCAGGCACUAUUUUAAAGGGUCUUCUCUCGCUUGGUAAAGUUUCAGUGCAGUUAUACUCCCCAGAUCGACCUCUGGUUGAUACGGCCGAGGUGUUUCUGUGGCUCAUGGCUGUUGGUACCAUUCUUGGCGCAUCAUACUGGUCAGCAUGGAGUGCUCGAGAAGCAGUUACUGAGCAAGAGAAGCUUCUAAAGGAUGGACACGAAAGUUUAGUGAACUGUGAGGCUGGAGGUUCUAGUGGUAUGGUAGAUAUCACCAUGACGUCGGCAAUGCUGUUUAUUGUGGUUGCAUCACUCUUUCUGGUAAUGCUUUACAAACUGAUGUCUCACUGGUUUGUGGAGCUCCUGGUGGUUAUAUUUUGCAUUGGUGGUGUAGAGGGUCUACAAACGUGUUUGGUGGCUUUGUUGUCAAGGUACAUUUCUGGCUCUGCAAAACACAUUUGCAUUUUCUUGGUUAAGAUGCACAUUGUAGAUAUGCCUUAG